Cariama cristata (Red-legged seriema) is the source of this 2691-nucleotide messenger RNA. RefSeq names its product family with sequence similarity 35, member A (gene SHLD2). Gene Ontology annotation, biological process: regulation of double-strand break repair via homologous recombination. NCBI's taxonomy places the organism in Eukaryota, Metazoa, Chordata, Aves, Cariamiformes, Cariamidae. Gene Ontology annotation, cellular component: site of double-strand break; nucleus. The coding region runs from base 1 to 2691 and encodes 896 amino acids. The record is from RefSeq and is a predicted model, not a curated record. The transcript is spliced from 8 exons.
AUGUCAAAAAGACCUCAAAUUCAUAUAUUUGUGGGAGCACCCAGUAUUCCAAGACCGCUGGAAGUGUCAGAGCAAAGUAGUUUAGCACCUACCGCUGAAAAAUGGAGAGAACUCCACUGUUUGUUUGAUACAUAUAGUCUUUUUUCUGACAAAGUCAAAGGUGCUGACCACUUAGUGUUUCAGGCAGGAAGCUCUAUAGUCACAGCAGCUCCUACAAAUGAUGACAGCUCUCACCAGUCUGAACAGGGGAGAUUAAUGAUUGCAAAAGAAUAUUUGACAUCUCUUGUACCUGUGGCAGUAACCUGUACCAGCACAUCUAAAAAGACUGAAAGUUUAGUUUAUUCUGAUUGUCAAAUAUCUAAAGAUAGAUGCACACAUACAAAUGUAAAUCAGGCUGCAGAUCAGCACCUUCUGCAAAAAUUUCCAGAAUCAACUAGACAAGAUAAAAAACCACAUGGCUGUUGCUCAAACCUCACUGAAAGAAAAACCAGUCAUUUAGAAGUUAACAGCUCUGACAUUUCUGAUUUGGUUGCCAGUACUAAGCAGAUUACCAUAGAUCUAAGGUCUGUGGGACAUAGUGUUCAAUCAGAUCAUAGAAGUGAUCAACAUGAACAUCUAAGUCAGUCCCUGGAUAUGUUUUUCCCUCAAAAUCAAGAGUUAAAACCAAAAGGAGAACUAAGUGAUUGUUCAGACUUCGCAGUGUCAACAGAUACUGAAUUUCAUAGUAUAAUGACUUCAAGUCAGGUGGCUGUUUUUGCACAGGAUCGGAAUGAGAUACAGAAAAUAAUCACAAAACUAUCAGAAAUGGAAGCAGACAAAAAACCUGAAGAAAGGCACUAUGAUCACUUACAGUUUGAUUCCGAUGUUGGAACAUGUCUCAAUGUGGCUGAAAAUGAAUGUAAGGAAGAGUAUGCAAGUUCCCUUGAACUUUUCAGCUCUGAGGGUUAUGGGAAAAGUGUUUACUUUGAAGCUACAAAACAGGAAGGAAGUGUUCAGGAAAACACAAAGAAGUCUCAAGAACUUAAUGUUCCUACUGAGCAAUUUGUAAAUGAAAUCCAUAUUGAACCAUUGAGAUCAGGAAUAUUGUGCUGUCAAGUAGGCAGCUGUCCUAAGAGCUUUUCUAAAAGAACCCACAAGUGUGAAGAUUCUUUUUGUAUUUUUCACUCAGUGUUUACAAGACAGCUGAAAUCAAAGAGAGUUAAACUGAAUUCUUCUCCAGCUGGUCCUGGGAUGAGAGUGGAUCAAGAGAGGAUGAUGGAGUUCAAGAAGCUUCAAAGGAAACUAUCACCACUUAAGAACUGCUGCCACAAAAAUCAAAAGUACAAUGUUUUGGUCACAAUAGUACAUCCUUGUCAUAUCAAAGAAAUACAGGUGAAGACUAGACCAAAAUCUUCAUGUAAAGUUCCUGUAGCAACAAUUGUGGUUAUUGACCAGUCAGAAAUUGAGAGAAAGGUGGUGCUGUGGCGUGGUGCUGCAUUUUGGUCACUCACUGUAUUUCCUGGGGAUAUUGUACUGCUUACAGAUAUAAUAAUGUAUGAGAAUCUUUGGUGUGGAGAAAUCAUGCUGCAAUCUACAUUUACCAGUCAGUUACUGAAUCUGGGGAACUGCUCAGCUGUCAAUCCAGAAGAAUUUUAUCCUAUAGUGGAUGGUGGUAUUCUCCGUGGCUUAUUGGCAUACAUAUCAUCAGAAUUACCACACUUUGGAGACAUUCCACGAAGACAAGUUCAGAGACUGGAUAGUAUACAGUAUACGCAGCUAGACCAGCUCCAACCAAAUACAUUGGUUCACUCAAUCUUGAAAAUUAUCAGUAUUGUUGUAUUAACAGAAUCUGUGUAUAGCUACAGAGGUGGCAACCAAAGAAAAAUUAUUCUAACAGUAGAACAGAACAGAGAUCAACACUAUAGGAUGGUGCUGUGGGGAGCAGGGGCUGCCUGGCACCCUCAUCUUCAAAGGAAAAAAGAUCACUUAUGGGACUUUAAAUACCUUCUGGUCCAACAUAGUUCUGUCUCAGGUGACUUUGAACUACACACAACUCCAUGGUCAUCCUAUGAGUGCUUGUUUGAUGAUGACAAAAGGGCAAUUGAAUUUAAAGAAAAGUUUCAGAAAAGCAAAACAUCCCUCAAGCAGAUGACAAAGCUCUCAGCACAUUUGGAGGAAAAAUGCUCAGGAGUGAUUCAAGUGAAAGCCCGUAUCUUAGAACUGAAGUUUACCAUUUCAACUGGUCAGUACAAGCAACUCACUUUCCAUGCUGAUACUUCACUGGAGUGUGUUUUGGCUUCUCUGCCUAUGAUUACGUAUUCAGGUUGUGCUAAAUGUGGUUUGGAACUACAGGCAGAUGAGAACAUGAUCUACAAGCAAUGUAUUAGAUGUUUGCCAUACAACAAAAUAAAAACAUUCUACAGACCUGCUUUGAUGACAGUAGAAGAUGGAGGAUAUGAAAUUUAUGUUCAUGUGGUGUCUGAGUUGAUGGAAAAAAUCUUCUUCAAUAUUCCUGCAGACUGGCUGAACAGAUUAGUAGUGCCCUCUUCAGAUAUAACCUACAGCACAAUAGUAGCAGAUCUGUGUCAUUUGCUGCUAGCAGAUACGGAAGCAUCCUAUUUAUUGGAAAUUAGGAGCCAUUUUGUGCUGGAUGAAAACAGCUAUCCUUUGCAAAAGGAUUUCCAUCUGCUAAGUUUUCAUCCUGAUUUCUGA